Molecule: messenger RNA, 2981 nt
Organism: Apodemus sylvaticus (European woodmouse)
Lineage: Eukaryota; Metazoa; Chordata; Mammalia; Rodentia; Muridae
Gene: Tmem43
Product: transmembrane protein 43
Exons: 12
Coding region: 190-1392 (400 amino acids)
Biological process (GO): nuclear membrane organization
Cellular component (GO): nuclear inner membrane
Source: RefSeq, a predicted model, not a curated record
CACGCACGCGCAAACAACUUGAGGUUUAGGCGGGGCGGUAACUCUUGUCUUUAGUCUGGCCAGGUCCUGGAUUCCACGCGGAGUCUUGCAGAUCUGUGGCAGACAGGAGGUCACCUCAUUCUGCGUUCCAGUCGUCAGCCCAAUUCCUAGCGGCACAGAGCGCGACAGCGGCAGCCAACCAGGCCCACCAUGGCAGCGAACUAUUCCAGUACCGGCAGCAGGAAAGAACAUGUCAAAGUGACAUCUGACCCCCAGCCUGGCUUCCUGGAGCGCCUGAGUGAGACUUCCGGCGGGAUGUUCGUGGGGCUGAUGACCUUCCUACUCUCCUUCUACUUAAUCUUCACCAAUGAGGGCCGAGCACUGAAGACAGCCACCUCGCUUGCAGAGGGGUUGUCACUCGUGGUGUCCCCUGACAGUAUCCACACCGUAGCUCCGGAGAAUGAAGGGAGACUGGUUCACAUAAUUGGGGCCCUGCGAACUUCCAAGCUCUUGUCUGACCCAAAUUAUGGGGUCCGUCUACCAGCUGUGAAGCUGCGUCGGCAUGUGGAGAUGUACCAGUGGGUGGAGACGGAAGAGUCCAGUGAGUACACCGAGGAUGGACAGGUGAAGAAGGAGACAAAGUACUCCUACAACACAGAGUGGAGGUCAGAAAUUGUCAGCAGCAAAAAUUUCGACAGAGAGAUUGGCCACAAAAACCCCAGUGCCAUGGCAGUGGAGUCUUUCACAGCAACUGCUCCCUUUGUCCAGAUUGGCAGGUUUUUCCUCUCAGCAGGCCUCAUCGACAAGAUUGACAACUUCAAGGCCCUGAGCCUGGCCAAGCUGGAGGACCCCCAUGUGGACAUCAUUCGCCGAGGAGACUUUUUCUACCACAGUGAAAACCCUAAGUACCCGGAGGUUGGUGAUGUUCGAGUCUCCUUUUCUUACGCGGGACUGAGCAGUGAUGACCCUGACCUGGGCCCGGCUCACGUGGUUACUGUGAUUGCCCGGCAGCGAGGUGACCAACUAAUCCCAUAUUCCACCAAGUCCGGGGAUACCUUGUUGCUCCUGCACCAUGGAGACUUCUCAGCUGAGGAGGUGUUUCGUAGAGAACAGAAGAGCAAUUCUAUGAAGACAUGGGGCCUGCGAGCGGCUGGCUGGAUGGCCAUGUUUAUGGGCCUCAACCUCAUGACACGGAUCCUCUAUACCCUAGUGGACUGGUUUCCUGUCUUCCGAGACCUCGUCAACAUUGGCCUGAAAGCCUUUGCCUUCUGUGUGGCCACCUCUCUGACCCUGUUGACUGUGGCUGCCGGCUGGCUCUUCUACCGACCGCUCUGGGCUGCUCUAAUCGGCUGCCUGGCUCUGGUGCCCAUUAUCAUUGCACGGACCCGGGUGCCAGCCAAAAAGCUGGAGUGAAGCCUGAGAGGCCAGCUCCAGCUGAAGUAGGCGUCUGUACACCCCACUGUUUGAGAGGCCAGCGUCCACACCUGCAUGUCGUGUUUGCUGGCUGCCAGCUCGUCUCUCCACUCAACUUCUUGCCAAGAUGCAGCUUUGGUGGGCAGAAGCAGACCCAGCAAGUACUGUCCUGCUUAGUGCCUUCCCCUCUCGGCUUCACUCUGCUCCGCUGCCAGCUGACCUGCUGGUGAAGGGCUCAGCCUUCUCACUGCCCAUCCCUCAUUGCUAGAACCAAGUGCCAGGACUGCACAGCCACCAGCUACAACUGCAACCCCAGAAAACAGCCACCGCCCUCUGCUGCUGGCCACACCGCAUCAGUAGGACACUCCAUACCCAGGCUCGGAGGAGUGCUCCCCGCACCAAGUCUCUGGGUGGAACCUGAUGUGGCCUGAAGAAACACUGAAGAUCUUAUCGCAGAGGUCACUGUCACUGUGGCAGGACAGAGUGUUUCUGUGGAAGCCCUCAGGCCUCUGGUUCUAGGUUCUAUUACUCCACUGCUUCUCAUGUUCUUCCUAUCCCGAAAAGGAGUGUGAAUGGGUCACACUGACAGUUGCUGUUACACAAGUUAACUCUGCAGGAAUGGUGUUUCAGUGGGUGUGGCUCGCCUGGUUUUAGUUCCCUAGGCCAUGGGGAAGCUUUAGCUUUGCUCUCCUUUUGAACCAGUGUUGGGGGGGGGGGGGUCACUGUCAUGCUGCGUUGGGACUGUGGAGGGGCGCACCCCCUUAUUCCCCUGCUAUCACAGACGAUCUGUUCACUUGAAGGUGAUUUUUAUUUGUAGUCAGUGUUACAAGAAAAGGCUGGAAGCUUUUCUACUAAGCAGGCAUAGUCACAGUGACCUCCAGUCAACUAAAGCCAAGAUUCAGGACUAGGGCUUGCUGCAGGAGGCCCAUGGCUGGCGCUUUUCCGUGGGAACGCUUCUGACCUUGACACUCCAGCCUCAAGCAGUUGCUGAAGAGUGGCUCUUUUUGCAUUUAAUGCCCAUCACUGUCUUCAUCCCAAAUAAAAUCCAUCCGUCCUAAUAGGCACAUGUCUGAGUUUCCUUGCUACUAUGACACCCUUGGAAGGGAUGCUAGUCCUGAUGUCACAGAGCCUUGGUUUAUCCUGUACCUCAUUUCUGUUUGCAAAGUGGUUGCUGUAGCAACAGGAGUGUUUGGCAGCUGACCAAGGUGUCAGAACCCCUGACCUUAGUGGUAUGUAACAGUUCCUUCCAUGUCCUAUGGUAUCUGUGCUGUCAGCGGAGUAAAGGUACAGCCAGGGACAGCUUACUGAGUUUAGGAUGGAAACAAUAUUCACUACUGUUCGGUGCAUGCUGGUACAAUCUCUUCAAAACUCCUGAGAUGGUUUGGGAAAAUACAGUACAAUUAGUGAUGGCUAAAUAUGCAAUGCUUGGGAUGCAGUUUGUGCAACAUUUUCUUCUAUGGUUUUUACCUGCCAGCUCAAAAGUUAGAGCAAAUUAUGGAAGAAUAAUUUGAUGUCUUUGAGAAACCAUGAGGUUUGUAUUCUUUGUAUUAAAAUUUGAAAUAAAUUUCUACUUAUCUUUUGGUAUAGGA